AUGCCAUCCCAUGGAGGGCUGGAAAUUUUCCGCCUCCUGAUCAAGGCAGGGGCAGAUAUUUCCAUGCGAGACGAUAUGGGUAUCACACCUCUACAUCAAGCUGCGCGUGCAGGAGACUGUCCUAUUCUGGACAUGUUAAUGCAACACGGUGCAGAUGUAAAUUCACAAACGAAGAAUGGCCGUACACCCCUGAUCGAAGCCAUUGCUGUGGAUUCGGAUCGGAAGCCUCAUCUUCUGGUGACCACAAUGCUCCUAGAACGUGGAGCAGACGUUGGAUUGACGUCUAGCGACGGAAGGACCGUUUUGCAUGAGAUGGCCUCUAUGCCACAAAAGCGACUGAAUGAGUUGGAUAUCAAUGUGGUUUCUUUGCUGUUGGACAAUGGCGCGGAUCCCACGGCUCGAGAUCAUAAUGGUCAAUUGGCUUCGGACCUGGCUGCCAGAGAAUCCAAUACCAAGAUGGUACAGGUUCUUGAGAGAUGGGGGAUGGAGUGA
Messenger RNA from Aspergillus wentii DTO 134E9, 492 nucleotides. Its product is annotated as ankyrin repeat domain-containing protein. The record is from RefSeq and is a predicted model, not a curated record. Gene Ontology annotation, cellular component: nucleus; cytoplasm. Gene Ontology annotation, molecular function: protein binding. The transcript has a single exon. Bases 1 to 492 code for a protein of 163 amino acids. Lineage: Eukaryota; Fungi; Ascomycota; Eurotiomycetes; Eurotiales; Aspergillaceae.